AUGUCUGAUCAUCUGAGUUCAUGUACGGACCGUCUUGUAACAUCUGAUCACCUUAAUUCAGACAGAGGAGGAUCCAUUGAAUCUUGUGGAGAAAGUUCAAGAGCUCAAGCCACCACAAGCCUUUCUUCUUCUACUACUAAUAAUAAUAAAUCUAUUGAUGAUAAAACUGUUAAAGUAGAAGAAUGUGAUGACGUGGCUGAUGAAGAGGAGGAACCGCUUAUUCAAUCGGUUGAAUGCCGUAUUUGUCAAGAUGAGGAUUCUGUUAAGAAUCUCGAAUCUCCAUGUUCUUGUAGCGGCAGUUUGAAGUAUGCUCAUAGGAAGUGUGUUCAGCGUUGGUGUAAUGAGAAAGGCGACACUAUCUGUGAAAUAUGUCACAAGUGUUAUCAACCUGGUUACACUGCUCCACCGCCUCCUCCUGCUGAUGAUACUGUAAUCGAUAUCGGUGAAGAUUGGGCUAAUGGUGUUCCUUUAGACUUCAACGACCCGCGCAUUUUUGCGAUGGCGGCUGCAGAACGCCGUUUCUUUGAUCCGGACUAUGAUGAAUAUGCUGAUUCUAACUCUAGUGGAGCUGCUUUUCUUCGCUCCGCUGCUCUUAUCUUAAUGGCGCUUUUAUUGCUACGACACGCAAUGAACCUUUCAAACAACAACUCAGACGAUGAAGAAGAUGAUCCAUCAGCUUUCUUCUUUCUUUUUAUGCUUCGUGCUGCUGCUUUUCUCCUCCCAUGUUACAUCAUGGCUUGGGCCAUCAGUAUAUUACAACGCCGAAGACAAAGACAGGAAGCAGCAGCUCUGGCAGCUGCAGAAGUUGCGUUUAUGCUACACAACGGGGCUGGAAGUGGAGGACAACGCAGAGGAGGAUUGCACUUUGCUGUAGCUCCUGAGCUGAUUUCGAAUCCACAACACCAACCUGAAGCUUCUUCACCACAAUGAUUUAUAAUAUCACCUGAGCACCGGUCAGAGAAACCAAAAUAUCCUCAUCAUCAUCCACGACUUUGAUCUCUCUCUUUCUCAACUUUUUUCGCUGUCUGUUGUAAUAGCUGUUUUGUUGUUUAUGGGUAUUAUUCUGAGGAAACCACGAAACUGAGUAAAACCAAACACGGGAAGUUUCUCUGCCUAUGUUAUUACAGACUGAAAAUAAAGCUUGUGCAUACACGUACAUUUAAGAAUUUACCAACGAUCUUUAAUGUAUAUAAUAUAUAAACCCUGAUUGUUUGGGUGUCUUGAUAAUCAGUUGCAAAGAAUUAAAAAUUCUGCGACGGUAACAGUAGCAAGUUCAAAGUUGCAUGACCUUCCGACAACAAAACAAACAUGUCGCAGUGACAUGUAAACGAACAGUACCAUAGUCUCUAUAUAUUGCUAUUUGCAUCACAAUGACCGGAGCUAGACUCUGUUGUGUUCUUUUUUUAGCUUAU
Molecule: messenger RNA, 1412 nt
Organism: Eruca vesicaria subsp. sativa (arugula)
Lineage: Eukaryota; Viridiplantae; Streptophyta; Magnoliopsida; Brassicales; Brassicaceae
Source: the annotation of a GenBank genome assembly